Molecule: messenger RNA, 933 nt
Organism: Striga hermonthica
Lineage: Eukaryota; Viridiplantae; Streptophyta; Magnoliopsida; Lamiales; Orobanchaceae
Source: the annotation of a GenBank genome assembly
AUGCCUCGUUACGAAGAUAGGUAUGGCAGCACUACUCGCCUUUAUGUUGGCCACUUGUCUUCAAGAACCCGUUCUCGGGAUUUGGAGCACAUUUUCAGUAGAUAUGGAAGAGUACGUGACGUGGAUAUGAAGCGAGACUAUGCUUUUGUCGAAUUUAGUGAUCCCCGUGAUGCUGAUGAUGCUCGAUACAGCUUGGAUGGGAGAGAUGUUGAUGGGCGUCGUAUCAUUGUUGAAUUUGCUAAGGGGGUGCCUCGUGGGCCUGGAGGGGUUCGUGAGUAUGUGGGCAGAGGCCCGGAACCAGGCUCGGGCCGCUGCUUCAACUGUGGCAUUGACGGACACUGGGCCCGAGACUGCAAAGCUGGAGACUGGAAAAACAAGUGCUACCGCUGUGGUGAACGAGGCCACAUUGAAAGGAACUGCCAGAAUAGCCCUAAGAAACUAAGUGGACGUGGAAGAAGUUACUCACGGUCACCUGGGAGGUCCCGCUCUCCUCACCGCCGUGGCCGCAGCAGGAGCCGGAGCUUCAGCAGGAGCCGAAGUUACAGUCGGUCAAGGUCCCCAGCUGCCAGAAGAGGCCGUGAUGCGGAUUACAAGGAAAGGCGGCAAAGAAGCUCGCGUGAUGAGAGUCGUUCUCCAAAUAGGGGAACCUCUCCUUCCAAGAAGCUGAGCCCAUCUCCCGAUGGGCUGGGAGACAGAAGCCCAUCACCGGGUGGGGCCCGAGUAGAGAAUGAGCGAGAUAGGUACAGUGGAAGCCCGAAGGAGGGCAGCCAAAGCCCACCAGCUGCCAGGAGGUAUGAAGAGUCUCCGCCUUAUGCUGCCAAUGGCCAGGAUCGUAGCAUGAGCCCAAGGGAGGACAGGAGCCCAGUUGAUGAUGAUGAUGAUAAUAACAAUAAUGCACCCAAUUCUCCUCCUCGAGGCAGUGAGUCUCCUUAA